UCUGUCGUUCUGCCCCUGAACAGGCAGUUAACCCACUGUUCCUAGGCCGUCAUUGAAAAUAAGAGCUUGUUCUUAACUGACUUGCCUAGUUAAAUUAAGAUUAAGUUAAACAAAAAAAGUGAGCAAUCAUCAGCACUCGAUUGUUUUUGUCUGGAUACAGUGGCGUUCAAAGGGUAAAGGUUAAAGUUUGUCUGUGAAAACACCGGAACACGUGUUGGUGUUAAAAUAGCCAGGCUUCGGAUAUGGCUGCCAUGUACUCUGGUAUUCACUUGAAGCUUAAAAACCCCAAGACACCCUGGGUGGACAAACUGAAGCUUGCCCGUUUUGCAUGGAUUUCAUCACAGUGCUUACUUCCUAACAAAGAACAGGUACUCUUUGAUUGGAUAAGUCAUGCAUUGACAGGCUUUUACAGUAAGAAAGUGGAGUUGCCACAGGUGGUGGUGGAAGGCUUGUGGGUCUACCUGGAUGAUAUUUUGCACAGCAAAAAGCUACAUAGUGCGUUGAGCCAAGGAAAAACCAUCAGCCUUCGUUUGGCAGUAGCGCAAGUAAUAAUUGAAAGGAUUCAGGAGUUUAGCUCAGGGACCUCCUCAGCGUCUGUCUCCACCGUGUUGAGCUGCUGUCAGGGCAUCCUUUCCUCCUCAGUCCUCUCUGUCACAUUCACCACUAAGUACGAGCUACUGGUGGAGCUGUUGGCCAAGCUGUGUACCCUGGGCUGCUCCAAGCUCAGUCAGCAGCAAGCCACAGAACCCCUGACACCCCAGGUGUUUGAGGUCCUCCUCCUCACCCUGAGUAGUUACCUCGCGGUCCAAAAGCAGCAGGCCAAUGCCAACCGCGUGUUUGCCCAAGUCACAACACACCUGCUCCAGCACCUCCUCCUGCUCAGACACCUAUUGACUUCCAGGGCCUGGAAGGCCGAGGAUGACUCCCGUGUCCGCCAGCACCUGAGUAGGGACAUCCGUGGGAAAGUGGACACCAUCCUGCAGUCUGCUCUCUUCCUGCCAGACCACCUCCAGGCCUAUAAGGAGGAGCUCCUCUCAAAGGAGGAGCCAGGGAUGAAGAAGGGAGCAGCGGGGAAGAGCCUACUCUCCCCAGUCAACUCGAUACUCUCAAAGAUUUGUGCACAAGGGUACUGUGACACUGAUCUCCAUUUUGCGGUCAGGUCGAGUUCCCUCCCACUGCUCUUCAAAUUCUCUCUGGAUGCCUACUGUAAAGGAGGAGAUAAUAAAGUACUCUGCUUUCACAUGUUAACACAGUUAAUCACUGCCUUGGAUUUCACAAAUGAGGUGACUCUCAAAGAGCUGUUUGAUGGUGAAAACUGGAGCUUAGCUCUGCUGGCUUUGGAGAACCUCUUGAAUUUAUGCUUAACGGCAGACCUUUACAAUGUGGCGGCUGACAGGAUAAAGUACGAGGAGGUUCAGUUGAUUUUCUACAGGAAGGUGGUGAGGCUGUUGUUCGACAAUGCCCAGCCCAGCAUAUCAGCAUGGUACCGCUGUCUAAAAGCCCUGCUCAGUCUCAACCACCUGAUCAUAGAGCCGGAUCUGGACGAGCUGCUGUCGGCAGGAUGGAUUGAUUCCGACUGCACAGAGCCACGGGUUAGGAAGGCACGCGAGGCCCUCAUCUCCUCUGUUCUCCAGAUCUACGCCAAGCUGAGGCAGCUCCCCAAGCUCUUCGAGGAGCUCCUGGCUGUCAUCUGCCGCCCAGCAAUGGAUGAGCUCAGACAGCCCGUUCUCCCAGAGGCAGUGCAUAGGAUGCUCAGCACAUGCCUUCUGGACAACCCUACCAGCCAGACUUUGGAAAUAUGCUGCCUCAUUUUAGAGAAUGUAACAAGCUAUGUACUCCCGGAUCUGGAAGGAAACGAAGACAUGUCCCUGAAGUUGUUCUCCUUGAGUGUGCUCUUGUACUCUGUGUUGUUCAGCCUGAAAACUUUGGACAACAGCACACCAGUUCCUGUUGUGAGGCAAACCCAGGCUCUAAUGGAGAAGAUGCUCCAGGUGGUGAAGCCAGUGCUGCAGCUGGCUGAAGGCCAGGCCCCAGACGUCCCUGGGUGUCAGAAAGUCCAAGAUGCAGGCCUUCUGCUAAAGUACACUUGGGUGGAGGUGGACACCCUCUUUCAGAUUCACUGUACGAAAUACACAUCUCCAACGGACCCAGCUAGCGUUAACAUACUAGACGACAUAGGUAUUCUCCUCUCUGGUGUGAUGGCGACAGGUGAAGAUCAGGCCUCUCCCAUCGGCCAGCACUGUAGCCCCAUGACUCACCUCCUGCAAAAACUGCUCACUCUCCAACAAAUGAAGAAAGUUAUCCUAAGCAAUGAGCUCUUGGCACAGACUAGAGCUUCAGAUGUCCUCCGCAGAGCAGCCCAGUACAUUGUGGGGAGAGGAGAUCCUCAACUCUGCCAGCAGAGUGACCAGCUAUGGGACCGUCAGGUCAGUAGUGUGGAUGCCAGCACGUACCCAGUGGCACAUUGGUACCUCGUUACCACAAACCUACCCAUGAUCUUGCCAUUCCUCACUGAGGACGAAGUGUGUCAUAUAGCUGAUGUUCUCCUCAGCUCCCUACUUCAGAAGACACCAGAUGACACCACUGAGAGGCUGUCUGUCUCUCUCAUUUCCAAAGAUCUGCUUGAGAGCCUUGUUCUUGUCGAGUUACCCACUAUUUACUCUGCUGUUGUCAGAUGUGUCACUCAAAGGAUUGUGGGGAUUCUCAGCGGCAUCCCAGACAUGGCCUCUGUCUGUCCUGCACUCAUGAAGUUGAGUGAAGUAAGCUGUUUGACAGCUGGAGACAAAGGAAGUGCAGUAACUCAGUCAGAUGGCGAUGUCAGUGAAUCCCAUUCUGCUUUGAAGAGACUGGAGUCCAUAGCCCAACACAUACUGAACUCUAGUACGACCGGAGCCUCUAUAACCAUAUCUCAAAGUCAAGCCGAUAACCUUUUAAGCUUACUUCAAGUCACCAAUGCUCUUAACCCAGAUGGAAUGUCCUCUGAAGACUUUUCAGGGCUCUUUUUACUCUUAUUCCUCAUGGUCACAGACACACAGCUACAUAAUGAUGUGAAGCCUGCCGUAACAAUACAUCUGCUGAACCAGCUCUUCAGUCUCAUGGGGUUGCUUCUGGCAGGGAAUAAUUCCCAUCAUGUUUUAAAGAUUGUGCAUGGGAGUAGCCUCUUGGAGGCAUCUUUGACAGCUCUCUUUUCACACAGCAAUAAGGGCCUCUUUCAAACCGUGGAAAGCUCUGCUUGGCUGACUUUCUUAAAAACCGUCCAGGAUUUCAUCCAGUCCCUGAUCCUAUUGAUAAUCCACAGAAAGAGCAGUGUCCGCCUUAACCUGGAGAAAUUCACCACCUAUUUGGUCAAUAGCGAGGUUGCCGUUAUGGCUUUGUCUUCUCUCCCAGGAAACAUUGAAACAGGGGGCCUGUUCGCCGUACAGCUCCUGCUUGCGUCUAUGAACACACUGUGCCAGGCCAUGACAUCCAGCCUCAGGACAACCAAGCAGCUACAUGAGACCCUGAGUCAAUUACUGGGGAAGACCACUGCUGUCAUGGGCCCUGCCAUCCAGGCCAGCCUGAGGGCUCAGACAGGCAGUCUACUAGGCCAGGCCUUCUCUGUGGAUGUGGUGACCGGGAUGGUGAGGAGCGAGCUGGCCUGUGCUUGCCACCAAGAUGAGCCUAGCGAGGGCAUCACACAAGAGAGUCUAAGCCACAUGGGCAUGUACAGGAGCUUCAGCCAGCAGAUUCUCAGAGAGCUGUGCCCAUCCCAGCGCCCCAUGGACUUCCUGGUCUCAUCGCUCCACUUCCUCUCAGCGUACUAUGCUGCUGCAGAGAUGACCAAAGCCCUUGACCAGGAGGAGCUCUUUGUGGCAAUUCUGCAGAAUGUCCACAAACUGCUUGCAGCCCCAUGGCUGUCAGUAUCAGAGGUGAGGUCCCUGGAGGAGCCAGUAAAGGAGCUUCUGGACCAGCUGCUGGUCAGGAGUACCCCAGAACAGUUCCACCUUCUCCUGCUGCUGCUCCGAGACGGACUGGAUACCUCCAAGUUCAGGAGCGGCUGUCAUAGGGAAGUCCUUUCAACAGUGACGAUAACGAAGCUGCUUGCCAGCGGCCUGCUUCCAGAAACCUGCUUAAAGGCAUUCUGGCUCAUUGCACCUCAGAUCAUAUCUGCCUUAGUAUUUCUAGUGAAGGAGGCUGGCAAGGAGCCAACCCUGACUGCUGCUCUGACCGUGCCAGUGUUGGACACUCUGACAGCCAUGCUCCGUCAGGGGGAGUGGAUGCUCUCCAACCCCCACCACGUGACCAUGGUGCUGGGGGCCCUGCAGUUUGUCCCCCUUGAGCACCUGACGAUGGAAGUCUACCACGCAACCUUUGAGGCCAUUCACGAGGCUCUGUUUGCAGUCAUCCAGUGUCACCCGCAGGUGAUGCUGAAAGCGGCACCGUCCUUCCUCAACUGUUUCUACCGCCUGGUGGUCUCCAUCAUGCAUGAGGGGAGACAGAAGGGUGAGGCCGAGAGAGUCCCUGAGAUCGAUGCGGAGGUGCUUUUGAAGUGUGCUCGUCUGGUGGAACGCAUGUACUCCCACAUCGCCACCACAGCCGAGGGCUUCACCAUCCUCUCCUCCUUCAUGGUAGCACAGUACGUCAGCGAGCUACAGAAGGUUACUCUGCAACCAGACAUCAAGAGCCACCUGACAGAGGGAGUUUACAGGAUCCUGGACCUCUGUGUUGAGCAGGACGUUAAGUUUUUGAACACCACCCUCCAGAUGGGUGUCAGAGAGGUGUUCAACGAUCUCUAUGGCAGUUAUACUCAUUACCAUAAAACCCAGCGGCAAGGAGAGGAGAAAUACACAGCCUGACAUUCCCCUCUACCAUCUCUCUUUCCAGAAAUACUUUUUCUUUAUAACAGCCAAGAUUUUUUUUCUUAAACAACUGUUUAAACAUGUAAAUUGUAUUUUUUAUGUUUGUGUGUUGGUUUAGUAGUGGGACAAAAAAGGUAAUUGACAACAAAUGAUGUCUCAAGUGUGUUUUAUUUUAAUACCUUGUUUGGUCUUUCUUGUAUUGAUGGCUAAAAUACUGUAGCUUUAGACUAUCCCAUUUUCAAGAUUUGAUUUACAGGGCCUUCAGAGAGUAUUCAUACACCAUGACUUAUUAAAAAUUGUUACAGCCUGAAUUCAAAAUGGAUUCAAAUGUUUUUUUCGCUCACCAAUCUACACACAAUAAAUACCCCAUGAUGACAAAGUGAAAACAUGUUUUUCAAAAAUAAAUAAAGUAUUCCCACCCCUGAGUCACAACAUAUUAGAAUCGCCUUUGGCAGCGAUUACAAUUGUGAGUCUUUCUGGGAAAGUCUCUGAAGAGCUUUGCACGCCUUUAUUGUACAAUAUUUGCACAUUUAUUUUUAACAAAAAUUCUUCAAGCUCUGAUGUUGGUUGUUGUUCAUUGCUAGGCAGCCAUUUCCAAGUCCAGCCAUAGAUUUUCAAGUAGAUUUAAGUCAAAUCUGUAACUAGGCCACUCAAGAACAUUAAAUGUUGUCUUGGUAAGCAAGUCCAGUGUAUAUUUGGCCUUGUGUUUUAGUUUAUUGUCCUGCUGAAAGGUGAAUUUGUCUCUGUGUCUGUUAGAAUGCAGACUGAACUAGGUUUUCCUCUAGGAUUUGGCCUGCGCUUAGCUCUAUUCGGUUUCUUUUUAUCCAAAACCGUUCAGAUGCUCCAGACUAUUGUGUGAGAAGACCAAUUUUCAUGGUCUGAAAAACACUGCUUUAGCUCUGUCACCUUUCACAGCAGAUGCAGAAGUGUGACAUAGGCGGAUGUGGUGGAUUGAAACACAUCCAACACUAAUUACAAUUCCACUUGGGUGCGGAUGUCAACUUAAAAAAAUAAAAUAAAUUAAGCACAUUUUUACUCCUGAACUUGUUUAAGCAUGAUAUAAAAGGGAUGUAAUAAUUUUAUGCUUUUUUUGGUUUUAAUUUGGAGACAUUUCUAAAAAAGGAAUUCCACUUUGACAUUAUGGGGUAUUGUAUGGUUAGACCAGUGACACAAUCUCAAUUUUAAUCAACUUUCAAUUUGGGUUGUAACAACAAAAUAUGGAAAAAGUCCAGGGGUGUGAAUACUCGUAGGCACUGUAUGCUUUAUCUGGGAACUCUGUUUCAGAUGUGACAAAAGGAUACAAGUAAAUGAUUACUAUACCAUUACAAAGGCAAAUUGGAAAUGGUUUAACCCAACAUAUACAUCGUGUACAAAACAUUAGGGACACCUUCCUAAUAUUGCGUUGCACUCCCUUCUGCCCUCAGAACAGCAUCAAUUUGUUGGUGUCGAAAGCGUUCCACAGGGAUGCUGGCCCAUGUUGACACCAAUGCUUCCCACAGCUGUCAGGUUGUCUGGAUGUUCUUCGGGUGGUGGACCAUUUGUGACACACAGGAAACUGUUGAGCGUGAAAAACCUUAACCCCAAUUGCUCCUAUAAGUUGCUCUGGAUAAGUGCCUUGCUCAAGGGCACAACGACAGACUUUCACCUUGUCGGCUCAUGGCUUCGAACCAGUGAACUUUCGGUUACUGGCCCAAUGCUCUUAAACACGAGGCUACCUACCACCCAUACACAUACACAGUUUCAAUUGUCUCAGGGCUUAAAAUCCUUCUUAACCUGUCUCUUCCCUUUAAUCUACACUGCUUUUGAAGUGGAUUUAACAAGUGACAUAAGGGAUCAUAGACUGACCAGGUGAAAGCUAUGUCAUGGAAAGAGCAGGUGUUCCUAAUGUUUUUUUUACACUCAUUGUAUAGUGGAGGGGAAUGUCAUUGACUUUAUCACACGCAUUCCUCAUGAAACAUUGUGCCUGAAACUUUCCCUUGUGAUUUGCCAUACAUUUGUUAUUAACUACCAGAUGAGAAAAUCUUAGGAGAAAUGUGUAUUAUAUUUGGGGUUGUCUUUUGCAGACGAAUACAGAACAUCUUAUAAUUUUAUAAAUAAUGAACAGUAUGACAGAUAUGUUUUACAGGCGAAGGUCAUUAUGGAACUACAGUUUUUGAACGUUAUCAUUUUCCGUAAGGGCUCCUCAAGCGAGUGUAAAUCCUUCAGUAAAACUCAAUAUAUUCAUUUUGCAAGCAUUGUUUUCCUUUUCUCUUGUCUCAAUAAGUAUUUGUUCCCUCGUGUGUAAUAUAUGGGACAUGUCUCGUGUGUAAUAUAUGGGACAUGUCUCGUGUGUAAUAUAUGGGACAUGUCUCGUGUGUAAUAUAUGGGACAUGUCUCGUGUGUAAUAUAUGGGACAUGUCUCGUGUGUAAUAUAUGGGACAUGUCUCGUGUGUAAUAUAUGGGACAUGUCUCGUGUGUAAUAUAUGGGACAUGUCUCGUGUGUAAUAUAUGGGACAUGUCUCGUGUGUAAUAUAUGGGACAUGUCUCGUGUGUAAUAUAUGGGACAUGUCUCGUGUGUAAUAUAUGGGACAUGUCUCGUGUGUAAUAUAUGGGACAUGUCUCGUGUGUGUGUGUUAUCCACUACCAACCUUGAGUUUGAGCAGCCAGUCUUAAAUGUUUCAUUUUACAUUUGAGUUAUUAAGCAGAUGCUCAUAUCCAGAGCGAUUUACAGUUAGUGCAUUCAUCUUAAGAUAGCUAGGUGGGACAACCGCAUAUCACAAGCAUAGAAUGUAGACCUCCGUAGUCAGAGCUAGAAGAGCUAGGGGGGGGGGGUUAUUUAAGAUACUGUUUGAAGAGGUAGGGUUUCAGAUGUUUUUGGAAGAUUGGCAGGGAGGGACUCUGCUGUCCUAGCUUCAGUGGGAAGCUGGUUCCACCAUUGGGGUGCCAGGACAGAGAAGAGCUUGGACUGGGCUGAACGGGUAGGUGUGGGAGGGCUAAAAGACCUGAGGUGGCAGAACGGAGUGCUCAGGUUUGGGUGUUGGGUUGGAGCAUAGCCUGAAGGUAGGGAGGGGCAGUUCCUCUUUCUGUUCCGUAGGUAAGCACCAUGGUCAUGUAGUUUCCAUUUGAAUUACUCUUAAAUCUCAUAAACACAUAUUGUGAAGUAAUUACAUGAACACGGAUUGUUUUAGUUUUAGACUGUUGAUUUAGCCAAAGCUUUUACUUAGCCAGGUCAGAUAUCUGGCAGGACUGCCAUUUCUCCCUGCGGUUUUCUGCAACUGUCAUGAUUUACAAUGCCUGAAUCUACCAACUUGCCUGGCAAGGUUUCCUAUAAGAUUCACUGAAGCUCAUUUAUUUAAUUAAACUGGUUAUUUAAUUAGUGUGAAUGGCCACUGCAAUCACAGAGUUGGCCAAAAGUUUAUAUAAAACUUGCAGGCCAGUGACAUCCAGGCAAAGUGGAAAGACUUCUGCUUUAAAUAAUGAAUCAGGGCAUUUCUGGCUCCCUUACACAUUCCCUCCUUACUUUGCUAAAAUGAGCGUUCUCCUGGCAUCUUUCCAUUCUCAGUUCUCCCAAAGUCAUAACCCUGACAUUGCCUCACAACACGAAGAAAUUAGAACGAUUACUGUCUGCCUAUUCUCAUAGGGUUGCUGUGUGUCAACCGGGUGCCAUUUAUGGGCCUAAUUGUGUUAGUGAAUAUCCCUUAUGGCCUUCAAAUGACCAGAGAGGGUAAACAGACAACUUGUACCCAUGGUAUGGCUAUAUGUAAUUCUAUCAUACCUAUCAAUCAAGUUAGAGUAAAAAGCUACCUUAGCUGGCAUGCCUGGUGGCAAGGUUGGUAGACUUUAGAAAAGCAAGCAAUAACUAAAUGUACUGAAUAAGACUCACAUACCUUUCCAUACUUUACCCAGAUUUUAGCAGAGAUGCAGACAAACACAUUUAGUUUCUUUAAAGAAAAGAACCACCAGUCAGUCAGGAUACAGACAGCUCAAGAGGUAAACUUAUAUUAGCAUAAUGAUUAUGGCUCUUGAUUGCAGGAGAAUGUUUCAGGUGUUUAAAAAAUGCAAAAUUCUCCAACUUUUAACACCCCCCAGUCAUCCUCACAUACGUUGUGCCCCCUCCGAUUUUGGGGGUGUAUGACACUCCUGAGAAAGGGAGCCGUGUGUGCUGGUCCAGUGAGGGCUCAGAGCCCCUUUUCUAUAUGUCCUGCAGCUGCACAAACUCUGGGGGCUCUGAUCUCACUGGUAGACCCCUCGAAGCAGCAUGGGUGAUGUGUGAUUGGGUAUGAGUGUGUUAGCCAUAACAUUUCAGAUGUCAGGGGACUGGUGGGUGGAGAACAAGGGAGAAGCUUCAGGCUUAAACAGCCAGGCUGGGGGAAUGACAUGCAUCCUUAUCACUGUACAGUAAAACAUGGUUGGUACUGCCACCCAACCAUAGGUACUACAAAUAAAGACGAGGCCUUUCUGAACAGCACACAGUCUGUGCAAGUAAUGAAGUGCAGUGUUUGUUGGGGUAUAGAUGCUGUAUUGGUGUGGUGUACAGGUACUAGUAAGGGAUUGGUGGAAUGUGUUUCCCUUUUAACACAAGGCAUUUUGUUGUAAUUAUUUUUGGGCAACGGAUGAGAUGGAAAAAUGUCAGGAAAGAUUUCACAAUGUGCAACCAUGGCCUUUACUAAAGGUGACUCAGGUGCUUUGUAUUCUAAAGGAGAGGGAAGUCUUACACAGAACUAACUAUAUUUAACGAAAAGCAUGGUAUUCAGUGAAGGCACUAACCUUCCAAGAUCUUAUUGCAUCACUGAAAACCUGUAAUUCAUUUUAGUUAAACAUUGAAAAGUUAAGCAGAAUAGAAUGGCUGCUUGUAGGAUGUCAAUCACUGAACUAACAUGUUAAAUUAAUUCCACCCCAUAAGGUAAAGCUAAGUAAACUAAUCUAUCAACUAAUAUAUAAUUAGUUGAUUUGAUUCUGUCCAACUAACAAUGUAUAUCAAGAUUGUGUAGGGAGGUCCCAGAAGAAGCUACAAUGACUUCCAUUUAUGCCACGCAUUUGUUAUAAUGAUGUUUGCCCAGGGUGGGAAAGUAGUGUAGAAUUAUGGGGCGGAUUUCUGUAGAGUUAUUGUAUGGGGGUAACAAUGUUAUAUAGUUAUGCUAGUACACCAGCCUGCCGUUGUACAGUAUGUAUAGCUCUGUUAAGGUCAAUAAAGAUCUGCAUUAUUGUGUUUGUCACGCA
Oncorhynchus keta (chum salmon) is the source of this 10037-nucleotide messenger RNA. RefSeq names its product URB2 ribosome biogenesis homolog (gene urb2). Gene Ontology annotation, cellular component: nucleolus. Gene Ontology annotation, biological process: ribosome biogenesis. NCBI's taxonomy places the organism in Eukaryota, Metazoa, Chordata, Actinopteri, Salmoniformes, Salmonidae. The transcript is spliced from 10 exons. Bases 243 to 4835 code for a protein of 1530 amino acids. The record is from RefSeq and is a predicted model, not a curated record.